CCGGUCCGGCUAUACCAUCUCCGCGAUAGCUGCGCCGCGUUGCACGUUGCUAGUUAGUUGCAAUGUUGUAGCUAUUAGCACGAUAGCCAUUCCUUUGCUGGGAGGAAGCCCCGCCGCUCGGUUUGACGGACCUCCGGUGUUACUCGUCACUCAUCUGUCGUCCACCCAGCAGCCCGCUGCUAACGAACGGAAACUACUCCCCCCCCCCCCCCCCCCCCCCCCCCGAGAUAGCAGCUAGCUUGUCUUGCCAUUCUCGUAGCCCAGUAGUCCCCCAGCUAGCUAGCUAGCUCGCUAGCUACCCGCUAGCGUCCUCACGUCUUCUCCCUCUGCGCGACUCCUCUGCUCCCCGGCGACUCGAGGGCCAUGGCGAUGCGACAGACUCCGCUCACCUGCUCCGGUCACACCCGGCCCGUGGUAGACCUGGCCUUCAGUGGGAUCACUCCCUACGGCUACUUCCUAAUCAGCGCCUGCAAAGAUGGCAAACCCAUGAUGCGCCAGGGAGACACAGGAGACUGGAUCGGAACGUUUCUGGGUCACAAAGGUGCCGUCUGGGGGGCCACUCUGAACACGGACGCCACCAAGGCAGCCACCGCCGCAGCGGACUUCACAGCAAAAGUGUGGGAUGCAGUGAGCGGAGACGAGGUCCUCACACUGGCACACAAACACAUCGUCAAGACGGUCACGUUUACUCAGGACAGCAACUGUCUACUGACCGGAGGAAACGACAAGCUGCUUCGCAUCUACGAUCUCAGCAGCCCUGAAGCAGCUCCUCAGGAGAUUGCCGGUCACACCUCCGCCAUAAAGAAAGCCUUGUGGUGCAACAACGACAAGCAAAUCCUCUCCGCUGCCGACGACAAAACCAUACGGCUGUGGGACCGGAGCUCCAUGGAGCAGGUGCAGAUGCUGACGUUCGACACGCCGGUGAGCAGCAUGGAGUACGUGCCUGACGGAGAGGUUCUGGUGAUCACGUAUGGAAGGACCGUGGCGUUCUACAACGCUCUGAGCCUGGACCUCAUCAAGUCGGUGGAGGCCCCGGCUCCCAUCAACUCGGCCUCCCUCCAUCCAGAGAAGGAGUUCUUCGUCGCCGGCGGGGAGGACUUCAAGCUCUACAAAUUUGACUACAGCACCAAGGAAGAGUUGGAGUCCUAUAAGGGUCACUUCGGUCCAGUGCACUGUGUUCGCUUCAGUCCAGAUGGCGAGCUGUACGCCAGCGGCUCCGAGGACGGCACGCUCCGCCUGUGGCAGACGGCCGUAGGGAAAACCUACGGCCUGUGGAAGUGUGUCCUUCCUGAGGACCUGGGGACGGAGAACUCUGAGCCGCUGUACACCGCGCCCCCCGAGAUCAAGGCAUGAGGGGAAAGCAGUGCUGAUGUGGAAAUAGGACGAGAAGAGAAAAGAACGACGGAAAAGGAGACCAGCGGAGGGGUGUUCCAGCGUUCUAUCUGGCCCCAGCAAGGAGCAGAGUCCAGACCACCUCCAUCCACCAGGAACUGAUGUGGAUGUAUUAUGACUGUCUGUCAUAGUCUAACCCGUCGCACACCUACACAGACACACAAAAGCGUAGCGGCUCCCACUGAUUUUAGGCGGUCACAUGGACAGGACGAGCUGCAGAGUAAAGCAGUAGAGCUGUGAGUGUCGGCUCACGGCUGCCUGCUUUCUCUCUGAUUAGCUCAGUUCUGUCUGUCUGCUUCAACUUGUUUUAACCUAACGCCUUAAACCCAACCCCUCAAUCAGCUGUUGUUAAGAGAGGUUUGGGUUUCAAAAAUUUAAGAUAUUUAAAGAGCUCGACCAAGGCUUUUUUUCAGUUCAUAGUUACAAGAAUACGAUAGGUAGGUUGCACAGUUUGUGCGAAAGUAAGGCGCUUUCAUUUCCUCAAAAAAACAUUGCUUUUGGGUACCCGCUGCUUUUGUAAUGUGACUGGUUGAGUCUGAAGUAAGUGUGCAAAUUAAAGAAAAUAUUGUUUUGUGACAAAGCAGAAAGGGAAGAAAUGCUGCUCGGUUUUUUUUCUCCAUUUUUGGUUUCUGUCCUCAGUUAAAAGUCCAGUGAUUAAAUAAACAAAACGCAUUUCUGUUGGUUUGUAAAAGUAAUGCACUAAGACACAA
Pseudoliparis swirei is the source of this 2102-nucleotide messenger RNA. It is a transcript of the gene strap, whose product is annotated as serine/threonine kinase receptor associated protein. NCBI's taxonomy places the organism in Eukaryota, Metazoa, Chordata, Actinopteri, Perciformes, Liparidae. Gene Ontology annotation, molecular function: protein binding; RNA binding. Gene Ontology annotation, cellular component: SMN complex. The record is from RefSeq and is a predicted model, not a curated record. Bases 364 to 1353 code for a protein of 329 amino acids. The transcript has 9 exons. Gene Ontology annotation, biological process: spliceosomal snRNP assembly.